CUUUCUCUCUUUUUAAUAUAUAUAUAUAUAUAUAUAUUGGGCAUGGCACAAUCCAAUUUAUCCAUGAAACGACCUAGGUCUGAUAGUGAUGUUGAACAAGAAAACAUGACCUGGGAAAAACCUUAUACCAUGAUUGAAAAUUUGCAAGGAUCCACAGCAAAACUGACUUCGACUUUGAAAGCGCUUUCCCAAUCGAUUGAUCUUUUGAAAUCUUUUACGCCUGACAUUCAACGUUUGACUAUGGUCUCCCAAAUGGAACGGCGAUACGAAAUGGUGACAGAAGAGGAUAUCAAGGAAGCACAAACAGCAGUGGCUAAUGAAACAACACCUGAAAUCAAUGUAUUACUGAAUGAAGCUCAAUUGAUUAUUGAUCAACUAGGCAAGUUGAGUGCUGAAACAGAACGCAAGGUGGAUGCUCAAGAUGAAACCUUGAAAAGUCAAAAAUACAUGGAUCAACUUGGUAAAGGUACGCACAUGUCCCCUGUUUCCGGAGAAGAUCAAGCGAUUAUCAUGGAUUUACAGAAACGCACUAAACGAUAUCAAUUACGACAAGAGACAUUACUUCGAGAAUCAAGUGAUUGUGAUGUGUCAUUAGCAGAGCUGGAAAUGGAAUUGGCCAACCUCGAUAAAAAGAUAGAUCAUGAACGAACCAAGGGACAACAAAAGAAAACAAAUCGUCAACAGAAAACAUUGGAAAUAGAUCAACAAAAUUUGGCUUUGGAACAAAGACAAUUAGAGGCUGAAUUGGAGGCAUUGGAUGCUCAAUUACAAGAUCAACGAAGGAAAGAGACUUUGCUAACUACUUCUGUUAUUACGAAUGUGGAAGUAGAAUCACCAGUUUUAUCUAAAGGCGCUUGUGAACAACAUUUGAAUGUCAUGCAAACAUUUUUAGAUCAUUUGCGUGCUGAUGGCAACGCACGUCAUCCUAUCAACAAAAACGAACUUCAACGUUAUUUAGAAGCCAUCGAACAUGAUCAAGUCAAGUUUAUACGACCCACUCAUUUGGAACGUGUGAUGGAAAAAAACAUUCAACUUUUGAAAAUCUAUUGUAAGACAUUGAUGACCAAAGAUAAUAUGGGAUUUGUUGGUCAACGACUUGUAGAUAUUUUAUUUACCACCAAGGACCAAGCAUUGACAAGAGAAUCUCUACUGAAGGAAUUUGGAUCAUCAAGACAAAAAGAAUUAGUAGAAAGAAUACUCGAAGCAUAUAAUAUCACUUUUAAAAAUUAGUAUCUAAUAAAAAAUGUCUAAUUUAUUUGUUUCUCCGA
This is a messenger RNA of Halteromyces radiatus, 1268 nucleotides long. RefSeq lists its product as uncharacterized. Lineage: Eukaryota; Fungi; Mucoromycota; Mucoromycetes; Mucorales; Cunninghamellaceae. The record is from RefSeq and is a predicted model, not a curated record. Gene Ontology annotation, cellular component: spindle microtubule; DASH complex. Gene Ontology annotation, biological process: attachment of spindle microtubules to kinetochore. The coding region runs from base 43 to 1230 and encodes 395 amino acids. The transcript has 9 exons.